UUUUCCAAGUUUAGUUUGGUGAGGUUAGUGACAAAGUGUGGACAUGUCGAAGUUGGUUGCUGUGCCGAGGCUUUUGACCAAAUGUUUGGGCCAAGUUUCAGGGCGAUGCAUGUCGCAUUAUCCCAUUGAUGAAGCGGUGUUUGGAUUGUCCAGUGAACAGCAACAGCUCCGUCAACUCGUGUUCGAAUUUGCCCAAAAAGAGUUGGCGCCGAAAGCAGCUCAAAUAGACAAGGAAAAUAACUUCACUGAGCUCAGACAGUUCUGGAAGAAACUCGGACAGCUCGGAUUUUUAGGUAUCACAGCAGAUCCCGAAUAUGGCGGCACCGGCGGCAAAUACACGGACCAUGUCGUUAUCAUGGAGGAAUUAUCUCGUGCAAGCGGUUCAAUAGCUCUUUCUUACGGAGCACAUUCGAACUUAUGCGUCAACCAAAUCAAUAGGAAUGGAACUCCUGAGCAGAAGAGCAAGUAUUUACCAAAGCUAUGUUCAGGCGAGCACAUCGGCGCGCUGGCCAUGUCGGAGCCUGGUGCCGGCAGCGACGUGGUCUCCAUGAAACUGAGGGCCGAGAAGAAGGGAGACUACUUUGUGCUGAACGGAAGCAAGUUCUGGAUCACUAACGGCCCGGAUGCCGACGUUUUGGUGGUAUACGCAAAAACGGACCUGACAACGAAGCCGCAGCACGGCAUAUCGGCGUUCCUGAUAGAGAAGGACUACCCAGGGUUCUCUACCGCACAGAAGUUGGACAAGCUGGGCAUGCGGGGCUCUAGUACUGGCGAGCUGGUGUUUGAGGACUGCAAGGUGCCAGCCUCAAACCUGCUCGGCGAGUACAACAAAGGCGUCUACGUGCUCAUGUCAGGGCUGGACCUGGAGCGCCUGGUGCUGGCCGCCGGGCCCGUGGGGCUGAUGCAGGCCGCCGUGGAUGUGGCGUUCCAGUACGCGCAUACUAGGAAGCAGUUUGGGAAGAAUAUUGGCGAGUUCCAGUUGUUGCAGGGCAAAAUGGCGGACAUGUACACAACCCUCAACGCGUGCCGCAGCUACUUAUACAGCGUGUCCCGCGCCUGCGACCAGGGACACACCAGCAGCAAGGACUGCGCCGGAGUCAUCCUGUAUUGUGCGGAGAAGGCCACGCAACUCGCCCUUGAUGCUAUACAGAUACUUGGUGGCAAUGGCUUCAUCAAUGACUACCCGACAGGUAGAAUACUGAGAGAUGCCAAACUGUACGAGAUUGGAGCUGGCACCUCUGAAGUCAGAAGAAUGCUCAUUGGUAGGGCUUUAAAUAAUGAAUACAAGUAAAACUAUUAAUGCAUUAAAUUUAUUAUUUAUU
Messenger RNA from Plutella xylostella (diamondback moth), 1322 nucleotides. RefSeq names its product isovaleryl coenzyme A dehydrogenase (gene Ivd). The record is from RefSeq and is a predicted model, not a curated record. Gene Ontology annotation, cellular component: mitochondrion. Gene Ontology annotation, biological process: L-leucine catabolic process. Gene Ontology annotation, molecular function: 3-methylbutanoyl-CoA dehydrogenase activity; flavin adenine dinucleotide binding. NCBI's taxonomy places the organism in Eukaryota, Metazoa, Arthropoda, Insecta, Lepidoptera, Plutellidae.